CCGGAUCUCCCAACCUGUUACAUAGACCUGCACAGGAAUCUCAGCACAGAGUGCGUAUGUGGAGAGGCAGAAGAUGGUUUUUCUAACAACUACAAUUAUGCAAAGGACUGCACUCUUUGUGACGUUUGGGGGUUUGGUCACUUCUCUGAUCACCACCUUCCUUCCACUGUGGAAGACGAUGAACUCUGACCUGAACGAAGUGGAGAACUGGUACUCUGGAUUAUGGCACACUUGCCUCUACACCGAGGAGGUGGGGGUUCAGUGUAAGGCUUACGAGUCCAUCCUGGGACUGCCGAUGGACCUGCAGAUCUCCAGGGUGCUCAUGUCGGUGUCUAUAGGCACUGGAGGUUUAGCUCUGCUGGCUGCCUUCCCAGGACUGGAGGGGGUCGAGAUGUGUGUGCGGCAGCCUGGCCUGAAGAGACGGUUGCUCAUCCUCAGCGGGGUGCUGUCCUGGGUGUCGGGGCUCACCACUCUGGCUCCUGUCUCUUUUGUGGCCUACACAACAGUGGUGGACUUCUGGGACGAGGGUUUUCCUGAUGUGAUGCCACGGUGGGAGUAUGGAGAGGCGAUGUUCUCUGGAUGGUUUGGAGGUUUGGCUCUGGUCAUUGGAGGGACUCUCUUCUUUGUAGCUGUGUGCAUGGGGGACUUCGACCAGAGGCCACCAAGUGUUCCAAACAGCCCGCAGGUGAAGCACAGGACAAAGCACUACCUGAAGACAGAGGUGUUAUAGACUUCUUAUUGUCAAAUGUGUCAUUGCACGUUCAUGUACUUCAUAUGCAGGCCUGUCAGAUUGUAGACUUGAGUGAUGAGAUACUGACAUUACUUGUGAAAUACUUAAGUAGCUUUAUUUGUGUGACAGUGACAAGAAUAACAUUUCUGACUAAAUUAUCAUGAAAGCUAUACAGAGGUUUGUGUUUUAUUUGUUUAUUUCUAGUUACUGAAAGUAUCAAACACCUAUCUGUAAUUUCAGUUUCUGAUUAAUAGAGAGAUUUUCCUCAUCAGGUUUUCACAAACUAUUAAAGUAAUGUGAGAUAAUAAGCAGCUGCAGUAGUGUUUAUUACUUUAAAGUUAAAAGGAUAGGAAGGCUUUAUUUACCAGUGGAUAUGCCAAUAAUGCACAUAAAACUUAUCUUAGAAUAAGAGUAGAAAUACCACGACAGAAUAAUAAUAACUUACAUCUAGUGUGGUGCAAUGCCAAUGUAUUUCAGACCAGUUAAUUCUGAUUCUGGUUCUUACUGUUAUAUUACCAGUGACCAAAUUGAUUGACUGGUCUUUUAAUUUAAGGAGUACUGAUUAUACAAAAUCAAACUUACUAUUGUUCUCCGAUGCUGAUGGUACACCAGUAAUGUUUGAAAAUCAGGCUUCAGAUGAGAAACAAAGAAAACAUAUGUUUUGUACAUAUGUGAACAUACUUGUGAUUUAGAGGUUUAGAUUUUAGAGGUUAGUUUGAAGAGUAAAAUUUGGAUAAACGUUCAUCAUUGUAGCUUCUAAACAAAUGUGCUAGAUGAAGAAAGUAUCAUCAUUAGGACCAAAUUUAGUGUAAAAUAUGACAAAAACAACAAUAACCUAAAUGUUAAGUACAUGAAGAUGUAUAGCAGUACACUAAGUAAAUAGCUACGCUCCAGCCCCAUGGUUGGCUGGUCUCCCCAGCCAAUCUGAACAAGCAUGGAAAUGUCCAACAUUAGUGGUGCACAGGGUCUGUGAACCCACUGCCAGGGCAGGAGUGUAUAGUUGCAUUCCAGUGCUGCAGCUCUUCUGUGUUAAAUUUCGUUUCGGGGAGGGAAUUGGCACCACCAGCUCCUCUUAGUCCUUAAUACACUAGCUUUGGUAUACUGCUGUAUGUUGUGAUGAUUAGACCUGAUGUGGACAUGUUUUGUCAGUUCUUUGGAUGUCACAACAAAUCGCGAAAUGAUACAGAAUAAAUUACACAAAUCAGUUUG
This is a messenger RNA of Siniperca chuatsi (mandarin fish), 1939 nucleotides long. RefSeq names its product claudin 26 (gene cldn26). The coding region runs from base 74 to 730 and encodes 218 amino acids. Gene Ontology annotation, cellular component: plasma membrane; bicellular tight junction. Gene Ontology annotation, biological process: bicellular tight junction assembly; cell adhesion. Gene Ontology annotation, molecular function: structural molecule activity. The transcript has a single exon. The record is from RefSeq and is a predicted model, not a curated record. Lineage: Eukaryota; Metazoa; Chordata; Actinopteri; Centrarchiformes; Sinipercidae.